AUGAUAAAGAUGGCAACAAUAAUUGAAGGAGAAGAAUUAAUAAAAAAUGAUGAAGUUAAGGAAAUGUUGAAGGAACAUAUAAAAAAAAAUAAUUUAAUUGGGUUUCCAACAGAAACAGUAUAUGGAUUAGGAGGGAAUUCAUUAAGUGAAAUUUCUUUAAAAAAUAUAUUUAAAAUGAAAAAUCGACCAGUUAGUGAUCCUAUAAUAUCACAUGUAUAUGAUAUAGCACAAGCAUUUGAUCAAUUAUAUCAUAUAAAUAUAUAUGAAAAAUAUAUUAUAUAUAUAUUAAAUAGUAAUUUUUCUCCUGGUCCAUUAUCAAUUAUAGCAAAAGCAAAGGAAUGUUUGCCAUUAAUUUUAACAGCGCAUACCCAAUUUUGUGCUGUAAGAAUACCAAAUAAUAAAAUAGCGAGGGAAAUUAUAAAAAUAUGUAAUAUACCAAUAGCUGCACCAUCCGCUAACAAAUUUCAACACAUUAGUCCAACGAACUCUUUACAUGUUUAUGAAGAAUUUAAAGAUGAAAAUAUUUUAAUUUUUGAUAAUGGGCAAUGUGAUAUAGGAAUUGAGUCUACUGUAAUAAAAAUAAUAAAGUAUAAAAAACAGAAAGAAAAAAAUAUAAGUAAUUAUAAUCAUAAUGAAAAUACAAAUUGUGAUGAAUAUAAUAGUGACAAUGAAAUAAUAAUAGAUGAAGAAUAUGAAAAGGAAUGUAAUACCGAAAUAAACAAUUUAAAAUGUAUAUUAAAUUGUAAUAAUGAUGUUUCAGAUUUUGAAGUUUUUGAAAAAUUAAAAGAAGUAUUUGAAAUGAUUAAAACAGGGAAUAUAUUAAAAGAAUCAGAUGAAAAUAUGAAAAUAAUGAAAAAUAAAAUAACUGCAAAUAUUUUGAAAUAUAAAAAUUUAUAUAAUUAUGAGAUAAAAAUAUAUCGACGUGGGAAAUAUACAAAAGAUGACUUAAAAGAGGUAUUGAAUAAUACUUCACUUUUAAACGACAUAAGAGUAAGUAUAUAUAAAAAAAUAGAAUUUGAAAAGCUGAAUAUUCUGAAAAAUAAAGCCAACAAUGAAUGUGGUCACUCAAUUAAUAGUAACAGAAUGGAUAUUGCUAGAAAUGAAAACGAUAAUAUCGAUUUAUCUAAUAAUAUAGCCAACAAUGAGUCAUCAAUGAAAAGUGAAGUUAGCCCUGGAACACUCCUUACACAUUACAGUCCAGUUGUUUCAACAUAUUUAAUAGACAUAAUUAAAAAUAAAGAUGAAAUAAUAAGUAAUAGUUAUAAUAGUAAAUUAUUAAAUAUAGAUUUGAAUAAAUGUGUAUUUUUAGAUAUAGGUAAUUCAUUUUUUGAGUAUGAAAAAAAUUUUUUAAAAUAUUUAAAUAUAUCUUAUGAUAAUUUGGAAGUAAAUGAGCAAAUAAAAUAUGUAACAAAAAACUUUUUUUUAUUUUUACGUAAAGCAGAAAAUUUGGCUAUAAAUAAUCAAGCCGAAUAUAUAUUUAUUUCAAUUGUUAAUUUAAAAUCAUUGGAUGAGCUUACUUUGUCCAUCUUUGACAGAAUUUUUAGAUCAGCUUCAGGAAAGCUUUUUAAAGUCUUUAUUAAUCAAUAUAAGCAAUUAGAAUUUUUUAAUAAUUAA
Plasmodium vinckei vinckei is the source of this 1614-nucleotide messenger RNA. RefSeq names its product threonylcarbamoyl-AMP synthase, putative. The transcript has a single exon. The record is from RefSeq and is a predicted model, not a curated record. Lineage: Eukaryota; Apicomplexa; Aconoidasida; Haemosporida; Plasmodiidae. Gene Ontology annotation, molecular function: nucleotidyltransferase activity; tRNA binding; double-stranded RNA binding. The coding region runs from base 1 to 1614 and encodes 537 amino acids. Gene Ontology annotation, biological process: regulation of translational fidelity. Gene Ontology annotation, cellular component: cytoplasm.